AUGACUGAUGAAUCGAUACAAGAUUUAUUCUACUUGAUAGACCAAUCAAAAAAAUACAAACCAACAAAUCCAACACCAUUAAACAAUCUAAUAAAACAAUAUAAUUUAGAAAAUUUAACAGCUUCAUUAUCAAGAACCAAACCAGAUGGAUCAAAAAAUGUAAAACUACGAAAAUCAUAUAAAGCUCAUAUUCAAGAUCUUCCAGGAAAACAUUCAAUUCCUUCAAAUUCAAAUUUAGAAAAAUUACAUAAUUUAUUAGAUCCAAAUUUAUCAUCAAUUACUCAACCAAUAAACCCAAUAGAUUCAAACUUAUUAAACAAUGCAAUAAAAUUUGAUAAAACUCCUAUAAAUGGUAUACCAGGUUUUAAUGUUGUUGAUUUAGCUAUUAAUGAUCAAAGUAUAUUAAUGAGAAGUGAUGAAAUUGAUGAAUUUGAUGAAAAUAAAAGUAAUAAAAGGAAAAAGAAACAAUUGAAUAAAGAUGAAUUUAAAAGACAACAUAUAUAG
This is a messenger RNA of Lodderomyces pseudojiufengensis, 504 nucleotides long. It is a transcript of the gene MED19, whose product is annotated as Med19p. Gene Ontology annotation, biological process: regulation of transcription by RNA polymerase II. The coding region runs from base 1 to 504 and encodes 167 amino acids. Gene Ontology annotation, cellular component: core mediator complex; mediator complex. Lineage: Eukaryota; Fungi; Ascomycota; Pichiomycetes; Serinales; Debaryomycetaceae. Gene Ontology annotation, molecular function: transcription coregulator activity. The record is from RefSeq and is a predicted model, not a curated record. The transcript has 2 exons.